Molecule: messenger RNA, 2149 nt
Organism: Armigeres subalbatus
Lineage: Eukaryota; Metazoa; Arthropoda; Insecta; Diptera; Culicidae
Product: sphingomyelin phosphodiesterase-like
Exons: 3
Coding region: 64-1968 (634 amino acids)
Biological process (GO): ceramide biosynthetic process; sphingomyelin catabolic process
Cellular component (GO): lysosome
Molecular function (GO): acid sphingomyelin phosphodiesterase activity
Source: RefSeq, a predicted model, not a curated record
CAACUGAAUCAGUCAUAACUGAGCAGUGGUGAGAGUAGCAGCUCAGCAAGAGUUCUAGGAGAGAUGAUUCGCUUGUCCGCCCUUUCUCUAUUUGUAUGUGUCUCGAUCGGUGCACAGUGCACCGGCGUAAUCGAAAGUGAUAACACUAUCGACGAAAGCGUAGCCGUAGAAGUCGAAAUUGCCAAAUAUGAGGUUGAUUUCCUGCAAGAAUUUGACCGCUAUCAGUCCACAGGGCGGAAAACAACCAAUUUCGAUCGCCUGUUGGAUUUGAUCCAAUCACAGGACAUCAAGGUUACCCUCGAUCGAAUACCACAUGCCAAGAGCCCCAAGCUGUGUCUAACGUGUCUGUCUUCGAGUUAUACCUUUUUGGAGAUAUACAAACGAACUGCGAAUAAAGAGAAAACCGUGUUGGUUAAGCUAGCUCAGGACAUUUGCCAUCUGUUCAAUCUGAAGACCUACGUUUGUGAUGGGUUGGUUGAGCUGAACGCCGAUAUGAUGAUGUUCAUUCUGGAAAAUCUGGAUGAGCUGCCAUCAGCCGAAAGAGUUUGUGCUGUAGCCUAUCAGGGUGAAGACUGCGUGGUGAACAAAUCGGAAAUUCUAUCCGAUCGAUAUCCAAAGGUGAACAUCAGCGUAUCAAAUGAAGUUCUGGGAAAAUCCAAAGGACCGUCAACCACUUCAGAUAAAGAACCACUAACGAUCAUUCACAUAACAGACAUACAUUACGACCCCGAAUACGUAGUGGGAAUCAACGCAGAUUGUGCCGCUGGGGCGUGUUGUCGACACGUUCCCGAUCUGGAACCAUCUGACUCCAGCAAUGCAGCCGGAUUUUGGGGAGAUUACAGAGACUGUGAUAGUCCGUGGCAUGCGGUGGUCGAUGUGAUGGAGCAGAUACGUUCGCAACACCCAAAAAUCGACGCAGUAUACUUCACUGGUGAUAUCAUCCAUCAUUUCACAUGGAACACCACGGUCGAAUCGAAUGAGCAAGCAAUGCGACAGAUUUUCCAACUAUUGAAGGAACGCUUCGUAGAUAUUCCGUUGUAUCCCAUCUUGGGUAACCAUGAAGCGGAUCCAGCCAAUCUCUACGCACCACACCAUGUCCCGCAGAAUCUCACCUCAGCAUAUCUCUAUGACUUUAUCACUGAACAAUGGGAUGAGUGGCUUCCAAAGGAUGUGAACCGAUCAACCCUCGCCGACGGAGGCUACUACACCUUAUUGAGCCCGUUAGGACAUCGAAUCAUCGCUCUGAACAACAAUUUUUGCUACAUCCACAACUGGUGGCUACUCUACAGUGACAUUUACUUCAUUCGACAGCUGCAGUGGUUGCACGAUACGCUACAAGAGGCCGAACAGGCAGGCGAAAAGGUUCACAUUUUGGGACACGUGCCCUCUUACGACAACUACUGCUACAUCGGCUGGACUCGGGAGUAUCGGAAGAUUGUGGAACGGUUUGCGCACAUAAUUGAGGGCCAGUUUAAUGGGCAUUCGCAUGUAGAUGAGUUCAACGUGUUUUAUCGGAAAGAUGACCCGACGGCAGCGGUGAACGUGGCAUGGAAUGGCGGUUCGACGACAACAUUUACAAAGCUGAAUCCUAAUUACAAGGUGUUUUACGUUGACCGGGAAAGCUUCGAAAUUUUGGAUCAAGAAACCUGGAUCUACAACCUCACCGAAGCGAACCAGCAUCCGGAUCGUAAACCUCUCUGGUUCAAGGAAUACACCUUCAGAGAACACUACGGGCUGACUGACCUCAGCCCCAAAUCCCUGGAUAGUCUCCUUCAAAGGCUGGCCCAUUCGGAUGACGAGCUACUUCAGUACUGGAACCUGAAACAGAAGAACGCCGAUCCUCUGCUGGCUAAGGGCUGUGAUAAAAUGUGCCUACGGGAUGCUCUCUGUGCUCUGGCCCGAACGGAAUACGCUGACGAUUCCGUCUGUGACCGACUCCUGACUCACCAUUCGCUUCUCGAAACGUAACCACGAUGUUUCGUUAAAGUUUUACACUAAAGUUUAUUCAAUGUUUGCUCUCAUUCUUCACAACUUUAGGAUUCUAUUCUGUUUGCAGUUAGUAUUUAGCUCUACUUUUGAGAUGUGUGUGACUUUAUAUUGUGCUUCAAAUAAAUAUCGGCUCUUGUUUUUUUUAUGUUUUUAAUUUUUA